Lachancea fermentati is the source of this 498-nucleotide messenger RNA. Lineage: Eukaryota; Fungi; Ascomycota; Saccharomycetes; Saccharomycetales; Saccharomycetaceae. The record is from the annotation of a GenBank genome assembly.
AUGCCCCGAGGUCUAGUGAACUUGGAUAACGUCUAUCAAAAUAAUCUUGGUACUUUCUCCAAGAUAAUUGAGGUGGUGUUGCCUGUUUUCUACCCCGAAAAGUUCUACAAUGAGUUGUUUGAUGCCAAAGAUAAAUCUAAGCAAGUUUUCUUUUCUAAGAUGGCCUACUAUGGAGAAAUUGCAGUUGGUGCUCUCAAAGCCAAGCUGCUACCUAGCAAAUCAGGUGGCGUAGCUGCCCUUGGUGUUUACAUUGAGGUGUUAGCUGUUUUAGAUCCUUACAGAGAGAAAGGUAUAGGCUCUCAACUUCUUCAAUACAUUGAAGACGAAUGUAAAGAACAUUUCCAGCAUAACAUUUACGUCCAUGUUGCUGCUAAUAAUGAAGAUAGCUUGAAGUGGUAUCAGAAAAGAGGGUUUGAAAUUGAAGGUGAAAUUCUUAAGGGCUAUUACAAGGAAACUGAUGGCAGCACAGAUGCAUAUGUUUUAAAAAAACAUUUUUGA